Lactuca sativa (garden lettuce) is the source of this 3066-nucleotide messenger RNA. RefSeq names its product phosphoinositide phosphatase SAC2. Gene Ontology annotation, molecular function: phosphatidylinositol-3,5-bisphosphate 5-phosphatase activity. The record is from RefSeq and is a predicted model, not a curated record. Gene Ontology annotation, cellular component: intracellular membrane-bounded organelle. Lineage: Eukaryota; Viridiplantae; Streptophyta; Magnoliopsida; Asterales; Asteraceae. Gene Ontology annotation, biological process: phosphatidylinositol dephosphorylation.
AAAACCUAAUAAUUUCAUUUUCUCUUUUCGUAUCUGUCUUAUUUUAUGUGGAUACAGUCGCCGGAGCUGUGAUUUUCUCUCUCUCUUUCUCUUUCUCUCUCCAUCGAUCUCGACUCAAAUCUAUCCACCUGCCUUUGCCCUUUGCAGUUUGCACAUUAACUUUCUUCCAUUCUCUCUUCAUCACAUCUUCCAAAUCCAUUUCUAUCUGUGAUUGCUGGAUCUUCAUUUAUAUUUGCUCCAUAUAUUUUCUAAAUAAAACACUGAUUUAUCUGUUCAAUUAACGAAAUUCAAGUUUCCAGUUCGUCUACGUAUCUCGGAAGUUUUCUGCAGUGAAUGAUGUACAGAAUCCCAAUAUUAGGGAUUCCGGCGGCCUAGUUUCAACGCCUAAUCUAUUCCAACUUGUAUGUUUACGUGAUAUAGCCCGGGCCUGCGGCUCGGGGAUCCGAAAGAAUGACUUCAGAGAAUGACCAAGAAGAUUGGAUCAGAGAGGUUCCCAAAGUCAGCAAUGCAUAUCUGCAAAAAUUCAGACUCUACGAGACUCGCUCUAACUUUUAUAUGAUCGGACGGAGUAAAGAUAGAUCAACUUGGAGAGUGUUAAAGAUUGACAGGUCAGAACCUACCGAGCUAAAUAUUACAGAAGAUCCCACCACAUACACUGAAAUUGAAUGCUGUGAACUGUUAAAGCGAAUCCAUGAUGGAAAUAACCCUACAGGGGGGCUUAGAUUUGUUACCACUUGCUAUGGAAUUGUUGGGUUCAUAAAGUUUCUGGGACCUUAUUACAUGCUGCUCAUUACAAAAAGAAGGAAGAUUGGUGUAAUCUGUGGUCAUGCAGUAUAUGCAAUCACCAAAAGCGAGAUCUUACCAAUUCCCAAUUCUUCUGUUCAACCCAGCGUGGCUUACUCCAAGAAUGAGAACAGAUACAAGAAGCUCCUAUGCUCAGUGGAUCUUACAAAGGACUUCUAUUUCAGCUACUCCUAUCGUGUCAUGCAUAGUUUUCAAAAGAAUCUAUCUACUCACGAGAAAGGGCAGUUUCUUAAUGAAACAAUGUUUGUUUGGAACGAGUUCUUAACUAGCACAAUUCACAAUCAGUUGAAGAAUAAUCUGUGGACAGUAGCACUAGUUUAUGGCUACUUUAAACAGGUCAAGCUUUCAAUAGCAGAAAAAGACUUCAAGUUGACCCUCAUUGCUAGACGAUCUCGCCAUUAUGCUGGAACUAGAUACUUGAAACGAGGGGUAAAUGAGAAAGGUCGUGUUGCAAAUGAUGUUGAAACAGAACAGAUUGUAUUUGAAGAUGUCCCUGAAGGAUGCCCUGUGCAAAUAAGCUCUGUUGUUCAAAACCGGGGUUCAAUACCCCUCUUUUGGUCACAGGAAACUUCCCGCUUGAAUAUCAAACCUGAUAUCAUAUUGUCAAAAAAAGACCAAAAGUACAACGCCACAAGACUUCACUUCGAGAAUCUUGUCAAGAGAUAUGGAAAUCCAAUAAUUAUAUUGAAUCUGAUCAAGACGAAAGAAAAGAGACCCCGGGAAUCCCUCCUGCGAGUGGAGUUUGCUAAUGCUAUUGAGCUGAUUAAUAAAGAUCUACCCGAGGAAAACCGUUUAAAGUUUCUUCAUUGGGAUUUAAACAAAUAUUCAAGAAACAAAUCUACAAAUGUGUUGGCACUUUUGGGGAAAGUAGCAACAUAUGCAUUGAACCUAACUGGGUUGUUUUAUUGUCAAGUGAUCCCAAACUCAAUAUCCCAAGAUUUGACAAAAAGUGAGAAUUUCAGUGUGAAGCCUCCUCAAUACCAAACAGGGGUUUUGAGAACAAACUGUAUAGACUGUUUGGAUCGAACAAAUGUUGCUCAAUUUGCAUAUGGUUGGGCUGCACUAGGGCGUCAACUUCAUACCAUGGGAUACAUAGACACCACUGUUAUUGAGCUUGAUUCCAAUUUAGGAGAAGAUUUAAUGAAAGUUUAUGAAAAAAUGGGUGACACUUUAGCACUUCAAUAUGGUGGUUCUGCAGCCCACAAUAAGAUAUUUUGUCAAAGAAGAGGUCAAUGGAAGGCAGCAACUCAGUCACAGGAGUUUUUUAGAACCCUACAACGUUACUAUAGUAACGCAUACAUGGAUGGCGAAAAACAGGAUGCAAUUAAUGUGUUUCUAGGUCACUAUCAGCCACAAAUAGGUAAACCUGCAUUAUGGGAAUUGGAUUCAGAUCAACAUUAUGAUGUUGGAAGCCGGGGUUCUAAUUUUUUUGUGGAAAAAACUAGGAUGAUUAAAAGGUCGUUAUCAGUUGGGAACAUGAUGUUUGAUGGGAAUGUACUUGGUGCUAUUGGAAUGACCCAAAAGAAUGAAGAAGAAGAAAUGCAAUCAGAAUCUUUACAUGAAAUCUCUUGUGAGAGUGAUUCAACUUACCCAAAAGAAACCCCAAAUAGUGAUCACGUAUUUUACAACAGGGAUUCUUUCAACUGUUCAAAUUUUCUUGAUGUUGAUUGGCUUUCAUCAUCUGGGAAUUCAUGUGAAGAUGAAACAUAUGAAAGGUCAACGCUUGUAGGGUCGCCUAUGGGUGGUCAAUCGUCUGAAAAUGUGGUAAAUGAGAUGUGCACUUUCGCUAGUGAUUCUGAGAUAUGUGAUAAUGUGAAGGGUGUUAAAGGCGGGUUUUCGGAUAGAUUUGCAGAAUGGGUGACCCAUGGGGAUAUUAUGUUCCCUUGAUCAGUUUUGCUUUUGCCAACAACAAAAAAGAAAAAGAAAAAUGUAAAAAUCUUCUACUUACCCAUAAGCCAAAGGAUGUGGGUUGCUGAGCUAAAAUAAAUGGUGAGAGAGUACCAUUAGAGAGACAAAAAGAAUGAUAUGAUAUUAAAAAAAAUGAAAAAGUAUGUUUAACUAAAAAAUGAGAAGUAUGUUAACAACCCUUGUAAAAAAUAUAUAUAUAUAUAUUAAAAAACAUGCAUGAGAUGAGACCCCCAUCAAAACACUAGUACAAGUACAGAAGAGUAAAAAACUACAGUUGCUUUUGACAAUAUUUGAAUCUUUGUAAAUAUAUAUUUUUGUAUUGUAUUUUACUUAUUUAGUCAGGUUGGAGAUUCA